GUCGUCAUUACGCAAGGGGUGGCGACGUGGAAAACAUGGAGGAUAGUAGUAUGUAGAGUAAACUUAAUUGUCUUACAUGUCGCACAGGUUAAAGUAUUUCGCUUUGUUGGGGAUAUUUGUUAAAAACGUUGGAUUAAACUCAUUUACCUGUGUGGAACAACAGUCGUCCGGUAUCGAUCCUGGGCGCGUGAAGAGCCGCGGAAACUGCGAGAAUCAUUUAUGACAGGAUUUGGCGUAUGCCUGGUGAAAAAGCAGUGAGUAGAGGUGAGUCUGGCUGAUUGGAGCCAGUAGAGAUGGGUGCCAACACCAGCCAGGUCAGUGACCUGUCCGAGAACCCCAGCCUCAAGUCCCUGGUGGGCACCGUGUCUAUAUCGGAGAACGAUCCUUUCUGGAACCAGCUGAUAUCCUUCACCUUCAUCAGCCCCACAAGCAGUGGAGACUCCAAGCUGCUGGAAGAGGCUGUCAUCCCCCUGGCCAAGACCCUCAUUGAAAACAAUCCCAGAACAGGGAACUUUGGCGCACUUGUCCGAAUUUUCCUGGGAAGAACCAAAGAGCUGAAAAUCUCCACAGAAUGCCAAGAUCAGCUGUUUAUCUGGCAGGCCCACAACGCUCUGUUCAUGAUCCGCUGCCUGCUCAAGGUGUUCAUCAGGGAGAUGAGCGAGGAGGAGCUGCACCUACAGUUCUCCUACCAGGAGAGGGCACCAGGCUCCUGUGGAGAAACGGGCAAACAGGACCUCCUCGAGGAGCUGCUGUCCAACCUCGUUCACCUGAUCGUUGAAGUGCCCCUGCUAGACAUCACCUAUAGCAUCCUGUUUGAAGCAGUGACCACACUCCUGGUAUUCUUCUCCUAUCAGCUUUUCCACAAAGACAUCCUCCGAGAUGGAUUAAUAUACCAGCACGUCAUGAAGGGACGAUGUUUGUCUCUAACCAGUCGACUGGUGAAGACGCUGCUCUACAACUUCAUCAGGCAGGAGAAAUGUCCGCCUCCGGCAACACACAUCUUUGAACCCAAAGACGAGGGAGGCCUGCUUUACGGCCUGGCAUCAGGAGUUGCAAGUGGACUGUGGAGUGUCUUCACAUUGGGUGGAGCUGGCAGCAAACCCGGAAUAGACCAGGAGCACAACCCGUUACCUUUGUCCAAUCAGAGCCUUCUGUUACUGCUGGUGCUAGCCAAUCUGACAGAUGGACCUGACUGGCCCAACCCCUACCGCCAAGCUAUCACAUGUUUUAGGAACACACAAGACACGUCGUCGCUUCCGGUGGAGCAACCUCACGCGUUCCAGAUCAAUUUUAACAGUCUGUACACGGCGCUGUGCGAGCAGCAGCGCUCUGACCAGGCAACACUACUACUGUACACCCUCCUUCAUCAGAACGCCAACAUGAGGACAUACAUGCUCUCCAGAACGGACAUGGACAAUCUGGUGUUGCCAAUCCUCGAGAUCCUUUAUCACGUGGAGGACAGAAAUUCUCAUCAUGUCUACAUGGCCCUCAUCAUCCUCCUCAUCCUCACAGAGGACGACUCCUUCAACCGCUCCAUCCACGAGGUGGUGUUGAAAAACGUCACAUGGUACACAGAGCGGACGUUGACAGAGAUCUCACUCGGCAGUUUGCUCAUCUUGGUGGUCAUCCGCACCAUCCAGUUUAACAUGACGCGGACGAGGGAUAAGUACCUCCACACCAACUGUCUAGCUGCACUCGCCAACAUGUCGGCCCAGUUUCGUUGCCUCCACCAAUACGCUGCCCAGCGCAUCAUCAGUUUAUUUGCUUUGCUUUCCAAAAAGCACAACAAGGUUUUGGAGCAGGCAACACAGUCUCUGAGAGGCAGACAAGGAGACAACGAAGCCCUGCCCGACUAUGCCCAGGACCUGAAUGUGAUCGAGGAGGUGAUCCGCAUGAUGCUGGAGAUCAUCAACUCUUGCCUGUGCAGCUCUCUCCACCACAACCCCAACCUGGUGUAUGCGCUGCUCUACAAGAGGGAGCUAUUUGAGCAGUUCAGGACGCACCCAUCCUUCCAGGACAUCAUGCAGAACCUGGACACGGUGAUCGGCUUCUUCAGUCAGCGUCUGGAGCAGGCUGGAAGUGACCUGUCAGUCGAGAGGGUUCAGGAGGUCAUCAUGAAAGGAGCCCAGGCUUUGCCCAAAGACAGACUGAAGAUGUUUCCGGAGCUGAAGUUUAAGUACGUGGAGGAAGACCAGCCUGAGGACUUCUUCAUCCCUUACGUCUGGUCCCUCGUCUUCAACUCUGGAGUCGGCCUCCACUGGAGCCCGCACGGCAUCGAGCUGUUCAGCAUGGACUCUGGCUGAAACGCAUUCCCCCCCCCCCCCCCCAGUUCAGUGUAGGGAAAAAAAAAAAAGAGAGACUGACAGCAUGUGAGUGAGUGUGUGUGGGUGUGGGUCUGUGUUCGGGUGAUUGUGUGUGCGCAUUGCCCUUUAUAGUGUGUGCACGCUGCUUUGAAAGUGCCUCAACCUUGUACAGAGCGGUUUUUCUUUUUAUGCAGCACAGUGUUUUCUUCCCUCAUAUCACAAUCAUUUCUCUCUGCUUCCCUCUGCACUGUGAAGCGUCGUCUGUUCAGGGUAACAGUUCACACCGUAGCACCCACUCAUGUACAGUCAGUCCUGUAGGGAACAACCUGUUGAACAUAGAGCAGCUUCACCUGGUGAUGAGUUACGGCCUCUCUCCUGUGAAGCAUGUUCUCGUUGUGUGGAGCUCAGGACACUGGCCGCGGAUAAUCCUACGGUAUUUCUUGCUUCUAAAGGAAAAAGGUCAAGUUUCUUUGCACUGGUGAAAGGUCAUUUUCAGCUUCAUUUAAUGCUAAGAUAUAGAACCAACCUAUAAUUUAAGACGGGCCAAGCGUCUUAAAGCAUACAUUUCAUGAAAAACUUGUAUGAUAUUGAGUUUUAGGGAUGAUUAUCUCAUAGGAUAGCGUUUCAUUUUGACCGACAUUGUUCUCUGAAAACAAUGGGAUGUUUAUAUGAAGAUUUCUGUUUGUGAAAUGCAUUGCAAAACAGGUCACAGAGAGUGAACCAAAGGAAAGUCACUUCUUUAUUGUCAGAGUUUUGUAUCCACCGGUGUUGCUCGGUGGCUUCUCCAAUAUCCAACGUUGAACUACAGCUUUGUUAAAAACUUAAUUUCAGACUCUGGAAAAGAUCAGCGGUUCCAAAUUCUUCUGAUAAGUUACUUACAGCCCGUUUUAUUUGACUCUACCCUUUUCUUUGUCGUCUCCAUAUUUCCAUGGUAACCCAAGGCAAGUACAUAAACUAGGACACGUCAUAAAACCUCCUCCUGUCCUACUGUGCAUAAUUACAGCUGUUUCAUUGAUUUGUCACUUUAUGUGCAUGUUUAACUACAGACUUUGUAUUAAAUUAUUUAUUUUCAUGUAUAUGGUUUUUCUUUUUAUAUAUAUUUAGCCCCCUCUAAAAUGUAAAUGCUAGUAGUCUUGAAUUGACUACAACUGAUGAGAGAAUUGGUGGUACUUUGCUUUGAUUCUUCCCAGGUGGGAAACUGGCUUUAUAUUAUUACAUAUAUUAUAAUGACAACAGCUGUCAUUUCGUGGCGAAUAUUACUUUGAAAAUAGGAGUUUAAAUAAAAACAAUAAAUCAAACCAG
Messenger RNA from Labrus mixtus (cuckoo wrasse), 3605 nucleotides. RefSeq names its product dymeclin (gene dym). Lineage: Eukaryota; Metazoa; Chordata; Actinopteri; Labriformes; Labridae. Gene Ontology annotation, biological process: Golgi organization. The record is from RefSeq and is a predicted model, not a curated record. Gene Ontology annotation, cellular component: Golgi apparatus. The coding region runs from base 294 to 2303 and encodes 669 amino acids. The transcript has 17 exons.